Messenger RNA from Owenia fusiformis, 3975 nucleotides. The record is from the annotation of a GenBank genome assembly. NCBI's taxonomy places the organism in Eukaryota, Metazoa, Annelida, Polychaeta, Sabellida, Oweniidae.
CUGGAUUAGCUCAGUAACAAAAUGGCGAAUCUGCCAAAAAGUACAGUAAUUUGUUCCCGGAAACGUUUGGCCAGAAUUCGUUGUCUGAAAGAGUGUAUACAAUGUUUUAAAGCCAAUACACUGCUUCCUAUUGAUUUAUGCUACAUAUCUGCAGAGGUUGAAUUCAAAACGACGAGUGAUACUCGCAAGAUACUAUUUUCAGAACCGAGUAAGCAAAGUCAAAAAAUUGCUGAGUUGAAAUUAUGUAAAAGUGGAAGUGUAUUCAUCUGCUCCGGAGAAGAGUUCUGUAAUUCUCAAGGUCAAUGGGCUAAGGUGACAUCGUAUAUAUUAAGCGAGACAGGUGCCACUCAAACAUCCCAGUCAACAGUUGAUGAAACCACUGAACCAAUGAGAGUUGUGCCUGAACAGGAUACCUGGAUUAUCAUACAUGAUAGCCAGAAGGCUACCAGAGACAAGAAUACAUUGGUUUCUGCCAAUGAAGAUGUGAUUUUACAAAGCAAAAAAGACCAAACAAAUGGAAGGAUACCAAAGAAAAAAUUGUCCAGCUGGGAGGAGAUAGUUGAACAAAAAUACACACUAAAACUUGGAAAACCCAUGGAAGUGACUGCCAUGGAUACGGAAGCUGUUGCUAGGUUACAAAGUGUGCCCCCAGGGUGGAAUAUAGAGCAUGAUGAAGAGUUGGUGCAGUUCCUGGUUGAUAAUAUUGAGCCUGAGAAUGAAACUCUUGGUAGCAUCAAGAAUUAUGUGGAAUCAAUAGACGUUUCAUCAUUCUGUGAUGAUGAUGGGGCAGAGAACAUGACUGAUGGAGAUCCAGAGACGUUCUGGGAGAGUGACGGCAGCCAGAACCAUCACUGGGUCAAACUAAAGAUGAAGAAAGGAACAAUCAUCAAGAAACUGCUGAUUACUGUGGAUGGGAAUGACGACAACUAUCUACCUUACCGCAUCAUUGUCUCAGGGGGAGAAACUGACAACCUCAAGAAGCUAAACGACAUGAGAGUAGACCAAAACAUGAGUGGCAUAAUGGAUGUUUGUAUAUUGGAAGAUAUGACUGAACACUAUCCGAUGAUAGAAAUCAAAAUCAUGGAAUGCAAAGAUGAGGGCAUUGAUACUCGUAUACAUGGCAUCAAGAUAAAGUCCAGUAAGGAAAGGGAGAUGGGACUGAGCAAAGACCUGUUUACUAAAGAUAGUCUUAUACGCUACCCACGUCUAGAUGGGAAGACCCCUGAGGCCCUCUAUAGGAGAUCCUUACUACUUCAAAGGUUUAUUAGUCUUCUUGAUAGUGUGCUUCCCUAUAUUAUACCAAGUUGGGAGUUUAGUAUAGGUUCAUAUAGCAGUAUGGAAGUCAUUAGACAACUACUACCUUUAUCAAAGAAGCGCAUGUCACUUCUUGAAACCUUUCUUAGGGAAUCAGAACUUGGUCGUCCACCAAGAAUACCAAAAUUGUUUGUAAAUCGCCGGUCUGCAGCCGACCACAAACAAGAUCCUAGUCUAGAUCCUGAGUGUAAAAACACAGUCUUUAACCAAAUAUAUGAGGGACUCAAACCCAGGGAUAGAUAUGAAAAACAGUUAGAUUACAGAUGGCCCAGUCGAUAUGACCAAUGGUGGGAGUGUAAAUUUCUAUCUGAGGGCAUCAUAGACCAAGGGGGAGGUUUCAGGGACAGUCUGGCAGAUAUGGCUGAAGAGUUGUGUCCAUCAGACAAUGAGGUCCCCAUGCCUUUGCCUUUCUUUAUUAGAUCACCCAACCAGUCCCAUGAAGACUCCAAUGUUAAUCGUGAUGUUUAUGUGCCAAAUCCACAAGUUACAAUGUUUGAGAAAUACGGUUGGAUCGGUCAGUUAAUGGGAGCGUGUUUCCGAGGUAAAGAAAGCCUUGUUCUAUCAUUACCAUCAUUUAUUUGGAAAAAACUAGCAGGAGAAAGUACAUCGUGGUCACGUGACUAUCCUAGCGUUGAUGCAGCUGAAGUGAAACUAAUUGAUACAAUAAGAGCAAUGGACAAAGAUGCCUUUGAGGCUUAUUUUGGUGAGGGGAGUGAAAGGACUUGGACUACGACACUAAGUGAUGGUAGUGUUAAGCUCCUAAAAGAGGGGGGUGUAGAGGAAAAGGUGCAAUAUGAAGAUAGGUGCAGUUACUGUGAUAUGGUUCAACAGGCAAGGAUGCAAGAAUCCCAAAGUCAGGUUGAAGCUCUCCGUCAAGGGCUUCUUAAAGUGGUACCCCAGUCAGUGUUAGAUUUGCUUACAUGGCAGGAAUUAGAAAGGCGAAUAUGUGGAGAUCCAGACAUUACCAUAGAACAGCUCAAAAGAUCAACUCACUAUGAAGAUCUAGAGGUGACUGACACACGAGUGAAGUAUCUCUGGGAUGCACUGACUAACUUUUCCAGUGAAGAUAGGAGUCGGUUCCUUCGGUUUGUGACUGGUAGACGGAGACUGCCUGCCCCUCUGUAUAUCUGCCCAGAUAAGGGAGAGAGCAAUGACGCCCUACCUGAGUCCUCAACAUGCUCCAAUACACUUUAUCUACCAAACUAUACAUGUGCCAAAGUUGCUGAGGCAAAACUUCGCUAUGCAGCGUAUAACUGUGUAGCUAUAGACACUGAUAUGAACCCCUGGGAUGAAUGAUCGUGAGAAGACUGUAAUGUGUUACAUUAGUACUAACCUAUGAUUCACUGUCUGAGUUGUGGCAACUUCAACGUACUCUAAUGGGGCAUUGUCCUAGUUUGUAUUGGAGUACCUGGAUCUACCUUGAUAUGCUUUUUGAUGUUAUAAAAUAAACAAGCCAUCUGUCAUCUUGAUUCAUAAGGUUUAGUUGCUCUAUUAGUGCAAGUUAUUUCUGGGCAUCUCUAGCAAACCCUGGAUGCACUAAUAACAUCACAAGGUAACAAAGUUAUGUCUGUUCUGCAGUAUAUUUUUGAUCCCACAUUGUGGUACAUGUUCUUCCUUAUAUUAGUUUAUACUGGCUUAUUAUCCCUAAUAUUUUCUUUUCUAUAUGCAGAAAGUGAGUUCUAGCUGACUUAUACUAUUUACUAUUGGAACUCAGUGUAUCACAGACAUGCAUUUUUGUGUAAUACCACUCAUUACUUCAGUGUGUCCAGGAUAAUGUUGCAGUAUUGUGUAAUCAAAUAAGCAUACAAAAUGUUUGUAUUGUUUGUAUAUAAUUAUUAAACAAUAUAGUAAACGUGCACAAGAGUUAAAAGGGAGGUUAAAAGCUGCACAAUCAUCAAAAAUUCUUCACACUGCAAGAUAAUGUGUAGUAUGAGUUUUGAGAGGUCUAUUUUAAUAUAACACCUGUUAUUCUUUCAAUCAUUGGUGUAUUCCCAUUGUAGAAUUUUUGAGUGCUACAGUUAUCCACUGAAAAUAAAAUUACAAACAAAUCAUAAAAGUUUGCUUUAUUGUGUAAAGUAUGUUAGUGUUUAUGUUGAACUAUUAUGGGAUGGAUUAUAGCUUGACACUACAAAAAAGAUUACAGCCAAUGAAUCUGGGAAUAUGCCCUUGUGAAUAUGCCUUCUGAAUGAUGUAUCUUGAGCAGGGAAUAUGCUUUUCAUUUUAAGAUUACAUGUAUGACAUGAAUGUCACAGACUAUUAAUUUAUAUAAUGUUAGGAAUAUGAUUGCUGUAUUUUACUUUACCAUUUAUUUCAUAAAAUGCCAAAUCAGAUCAAAUAAUGCUGAAACUACAGUCAAGAUAGAAGAAUAAUGAAAAAAUUAGAUUCCAGGUCAACUGAAAUUGUUUCACUUUUAAAAUGUGUCUAAAUAAAGUCUUCAAUUGUCCCAGAAGUGGCAUCUCACCUUGUCUCAAAUGUGCCCAAAAUUCAGAGUUUCAGCUCUUUUUGGUCAUAACUCCACAUGCAUUCCAUCAAUUUGCUUGAAACUGUAAAAGUCUUUUUGGACAUAACUCAUCAAUUUGCUUGAAAUUGUACAGGUACCUUAAUUCCUAGAUUAUCAAUAAUGUAACACAGCUUCAAAAUGGCCGUCACUUUUAUUGUGGA